AUGCCGUUGCAAAGGAAUAAUCAAACAAUUCAUAAGAAAGUUGACACCUGGGUUGUCAAUAAUGUAGAUAAGUACAACUUUAUCGAUGAUUCAAAAGAGGAUAGUCUUUUGGUUCAUGAGAUUCAUUCUGGAUUCGAUGGUAAAGAUAAGGGGAUUGUCAAGUUAAUAUUUUGCCAUAAUACCCAAGCUUUUAUGAGAAGCUGUGCUUUUUUUGAACAAGUUAAUGAAGAUGAUAUUAAGCAUCACGUAGUUGUCACUAUGUACAUUCUUACUGCUGAAAAUUAUUAUCAGCCAAUCGGACAACAAGUUUAUCGAACUGACACAAGGAUGAUGAAAUUACGCCAAUACCAUACGGUUUUGAUGAACGAAGAGAAAGUAAAAGCUUGGCCAGUAGAAUUUACAAGGGCACCGUUAGAACAAUUACAUGAGAAGGAGGUGCCAUUUCCAAUCCGUAAACAACCCAAAAUAAUAAUUAAUAACACAAUUACACUGCGAAUUGAACUUUUAACUUAUUUGGAUUCUGAGCCCAUGUGUCCAUUAAACUCAUUAUUUGGAUUCACGGCAGAUGUUCAGCAACCAGAGUGGAUUUUACAAUUAUAUGAAAAUAGAAAUGUUAGCGGCGAUUUAACAAUUAAGAUACAAGAUAAUGAAUUUCGAGCCCACAAACAAGUGUUAGAUCAACGAGGCUUUGCAUUAAAUAAUGCAACUACCGAGGAAAAUAAUAUUUUUAUUUUUUCGGACAUAAGUCCCGAGAUAUUUGGUAUGCUAUUGGAAUUUGUUUACACCGGCGCUAUCAAGGAAUUGGAUGACUUUGCUGAACCUUUAUUAGAAGCUGCAGACCGAUUCGAGCUUAAGGAUCUCAAGUCUUCAUGUGAAAAGUCAUUAGCAGAAAAUUAUGUCGAUUAUAAUAAUUUCGCCGAUGCUUACGUUUUAGCUAAACGCUGUAAUGCUCCUGAGUUAUUGAGUUAUGCUGGAUCUAUAGAAUUUGUGCUUUCUCAUGGACUAGACUCUGAAAGAUGGUCUAAAAAUAAUCCGCCAACUACUGAACAAUUGGAAAAAUAUUUAUUGCCAAUGAAUAAAAUACGGGAAGCAGAAGGAACUUGCUCUGCUCUGAUGCGUAGAGCACAAUUUUCUGAUUCUCUACGUAGGUUAGCCAAUAAGUUUAAUGUCUUUUCUACAAAUGGUACAACGCCUAACCCACUAAAAAUCCCAGUGAUUGAUAUGGAUCAUCCGUGCUGCCGAGGAUGUAAUGCGAAGAUUGUAGGUGAAACAGUGCCUUGUCCUCAGUGUAGUGCCAAAUAUCAUCCAAACUGCGCUCUUCUUACCGGAACUAACUCUUCAGGUGCCUUCACUCGCUGCUGUUCUCGCCGUAGACCUGCUUCACCUCUACCCUCUUCAAUUGAAGCGCUGAAGGAAUCAAUCAUUGAAGAGUUAAAAAAUUCCCUUCAGGACAUUAUUGUUACGUCUGUUAAUACAGCUAUUGGUCCCAUCAUUCAAAGUGCUAUGCAACAGCAGAUUAGCACACUUACAAGGAAUCUUGAAGACACUUUUAAUAAACAACUGAGCAGUGCUUUUAAUGAACAGGUUGACGCCAAGUUGAAUGAAGUACACAACUCAAUAGCUGCUACUGCAAGUGUACUUGGCCAACGUGGAGAUGAAAUUGAAACUAGGUUGGCUAAUCUUGAUCAAGACACGGCAAGAAUUGAUAAUAGGUGUGAUAACCUUAAAAAAGACCUUAAGAUAGCCAAAUUAUCACCCUCCAUAUCUUCUCGGAGUGAUGAGCCCUUACUUGACGAAAUUGAAGAUGGAGAUAAACGUAAAAAAAUAUAA
Molecule: messenger RNA, 1830 nt
Organism: Cotesia congregata
Lineage: Eukaryota; Metazoa; Arthropoda; Insecta; Hymenoptera; Braconidae
Source: the annotation of a GenBank genome assembly